Messenger RNA from Sorex fumeus (smoky shrew), 1535 nucleotides. It is a transcript of the gene ULK3, whose product is annotated as unc-51 like kinase 3. Gene Ontology annotation, biological process: protein autophosphorylation; peptidyl-serine phosphorylation; autophagy. Lineage: Eukaryota; Metazoa; Chordata; Mammalia; Eulipotyphla; Soricidae. Bases 8 to 1426 code for a protein of 472 amino acids. The transcript has 16 exons. Gene Ontology annotation, cellular component: autophagosome; cytoplasm. The record is from RefSeq and is a predicted model, not a curated record. Gene Ontology annotation, molecular function: ATP binding; protein serine/threonine kinase activity.
GGCCGGGAUGGCGGCGCCGGGCUGGGGGCCGCCGCGCGUGGACGGCUUCGUCCUCACCGAGCGCCUGGGCAGCGGCACCUAUGCCACGGUGUACAAGGCCUACGCCAAGAAGGACACUCGAGAAGUGGUGGCCAUCAAGUGCGUGGCCAAGAAGAGUCUGAACAAGGCGUCUGUGGAAAACCUCCUGACGGAGAUUGAGAUCCUCAAGGGCAUUCAGCACCCUCACAUCGUGCAGCUGAAAGACUUCCAGUGGGACAGCGACAACAUCUACCUCAUCAUGGAGUUCUGCGCGGGGGGCGACCUGUCCCGCUUCAUCCACACCCGCAGGAUCCUGCCCGAGAAGGUGGCUCGCGUGUUCCUGCAGCAGCUGGCUAGCGCCCUGCAGUUUCUGCAUGAACGGAACAUCUCUCACCUGGACCUGAAGCCACAGAACAUCCUGCUCAGUUCCUUGGAGAGGCCGCACCUGAAACUGGCAGACUUCGGCUUUGCACAGCACAUGUGCCCCCGGGCUGAGAAGCACGCGCUCCGAGGGUCCCCACUCUACAUGGCCCCCGAGAUGGUGUGCCAGCGGCAGUACGACGCCCGCGUGGACCUCUGGUCUGUGGGGGUCAUCCUAUAUGAAGCACUCUUCGGACAGCCCCCCUUUGCCUCCAGGUCCUUCUCGGAGCUUGAAGAGAAGAUCCGGAGCAACCGAGUCAUCGAGCUCCCCCUGCGGCCGCUGCUCUCCCGAGACUGCCGGGACCUGCUGCGGAGGCUCCUGGAGCGGGACCCCGCCCGCCGCAUCUCCUUUCAGGACUUCUUCGUGCACCCCUGGGUGGACCUGCGGCACAUGCCCAGCGCCCAGAGCCUGGCCCAGGCAACCGCCCUGGUGAUGCAGGCCGUGGAGAAGGACCAGGAGGGUGACGCGGCGGCUGCGCUGUCCCUGUACUGCCAGGCACUGGACUUCUUCGUGCCUGCGCUGCACUAUGAGGUGGACUCCCAGCGCAAGGAGGCCAUCAAGGCGAAAGUGGGACAGUACGUCUCCCGGGCCGAGGAGCUCAAGGCCCUCGUCUCCUCCUCCAACCAGGCCCUGCUGAAGCAGGGGGCCUCUGCGCGCGACCUGCUCCGAGAGAUGGCCCGGGACAAGCCGCGGAUGCUUGCUGCCCUGGAUGUGGCUGCAGCUGCCAUGGCCAAGGAGGAGGAAACUAGUGCGGAGCAAGAUUCUCUGGACCUGUACCAGCAGAGCCUGGGGGAGCUGCUGCUGUUGCUGGCGGCGGAACCCCCGGGUCGCAGGCGGGAGCUGCUUCAUACUGAGAUCCAGAACCUCAUGGCUCGGGCUGAGUACCUGAAGGAGCAGAUCAAGGUGAGGGAAUCUCGCUGGGCGGCCGAGGCCCUGGACAAGGAGCCGCUGUCGGAGUCCGUGCGGAGCUCUUGUACCCUGCAGUGACCACAGGACUGAACAGACCACGAGCCACCAGGAGGACCGACGCAGGCUCCCCGGGCCCCCUCAGAUCCCCCACCGCCCCCUGAGCCUUUGCUGGGUCUGGGCCAGCCUA